CUCAGGCAACUUUCAAUUGCAACACGCAAAUCGUCAGCCCAACAAAGCAAACUUGAAAAAUGAAAAUCUUCUCGCUUGGUGGUGUCCUUACCCUUUCCGCCGUGGCCAGCGUGGCUCUGGGAGCUCCCCAGCUGGAAUCCCGCUUCCGUCGCGAUGUCUCCGAACUGGUGGAUCCCGCCGCCGCGGAGUACCUGCCUCCCUCGAUCACCGAGGCUGUGCUCCUGAAUGCCGAGCCCUUGGAGGCUGAGCUCCAACCCGAACCGGAGGUGGCUCCAGAAGCUGAACCCGAAGCCGAAGCCGAAGCCGAGGGCACUGUCCUUGGUGAUCAAGGAUACGAGUACCGCACGGUUCGCCGCCUGAAGCUGCGCCACCGCAAUCGCCGGGAUGUUUCCCACUUGCAGCCAGCCAGGCAAUACUUGCCACCCAGCAAGUCCUACUUGCCACCAGCCCAGGAGGCUCCUGCUGCUCCUGCAGCUAUUUCUGCUCCUGCCGAUGACACCGAGGAGGUGGUGUCCGCCGCCGAGCCCAAGGUGAGCAGGGAGUACCUGCCACCCACCGAGGCUGCUCCUCUGGCUGAGGAAACCACCGAGGUAGCUGCUCCUGCUCCCGAGGAGCCUGUCGAUGUCCGUGUGGUGGAUGUGCCCACCGUUUCGGGGCAACUGCUCCAGGACGGCUACCACUACCAGCAGCCAGCUGCGGUCCCAGCCGAGCUGAAGGAAGCCGCCCCCGAGUACCUGCCUCCCAAUGAGGAGGAGGUGGUGGUGGUGGAGGGUCCUGCCGGAGGAGAGAGCGCCGUGCUGACCAGCGAUGGCUACCAGUACCGCGCCAUCAGGCGAUUCAGGUUUUAAAUUUCUCAGUUUGCCAGCGGUUUGCUUGCGUUUCUUUUUUCCAUCUUUUGAUUGUUGUUGAUGUUUUUUAAU
Messenger RNA from Drosophila ficusphila, 920 nucleotides. Its product is annotated as fibrous sheath CABYR-binding protein. The record is from RefSeq and is a predicted model, not a curated record. Bases 60 to 848 code for a protein of 262 amino acids. NCBI's taxonomy places the organism in Eukaryota, Metazoa, Arthropoda, Insecta, Diptera, Drosophilidae. The transcript has 2 exons.